Messenger RNA from Alternaria arborescens, 1026 nucleotides. RefSeq lists its product as hypothetical. The transcript is spliced from 2 exons. The coding region runs from base 1 to 1026 and encodes 341 amino acids. Lineage: Eukaryota; Fungi; Ascomycota; Dothideomycetes; Pleosporales; Pleosporaceae. The record is from RefSeq and is a predicted model, not a curated record.
AUGGACUGGAUCCGUAAGCGUCGUGGUGAGCGCAAACGCAAAAGACUGGCACCCCGCCGGACAUCACUCAACAAUUCCCAGCUCGAACUUGAUAUCGAACAAACACAGAAUGGAUCGACAGUGGCAUCAGCGUGCACGAGAUUUUUCUCAAUUCGCCGUCAACGAGGUGCGAAUACUUGCUUGACACGAUACGAUCUGCUCGAACAAACUGGUGAAGAACCAGAGUAUGCAACCCCAGCAACAGAAGGAGAGACAAAUGCGAGACUAGAGCGAUCACUUCAAUCAAUGGAGAUAGACGAUGGAGAAGAGGUGUUUCGCAACUCAUUCGCCACACCGAGUCCAUCACCACGACUUCAACCCACUAAUUUGGUACCAACUGCCAGCCAGCAAAACGUAUUUACCACCUCAAGGUCAUCAGAACAGCUACGACCCUCUGAUUCAGCAUCCAGCGCCGGCCAGCGACCGACACCAACCUCAGAGGCCGACGACGUUACAAGCCAAACCUGGCUUGAGCGAGUAAGCAGCACCAUCCGCCGCAAACCCACCAUCAAAGCUUUGCAAGCGUACAAGAGCGGGGGCAUCCGCUCAGCCUGGGCGUACACUCUUCCCAGAAAUUGGAAGACGCGUAAUACCGCGGCUACGAAAGCCUGGGUUGAUAGUGCCGCGGUGGUUGAUGAGCCGCAGCCCACUAGAUCAAUGGAUGAUAUGGAUAUCGAUGAUGAAAGGAGAAGCCCGCUUCCAAGUCACUGGCGCGAUGAAGCAGAAUCGCAACAGAACUUUAUAAGAAGGACAAGUGAUGUUGCUGGAGGUGACAGUGAGGUGGGGGAUUGGAACAGUCCUAGGGAAUCUGGAGAUAGGGACGCCCAAGAAGACGACAAAGAGAUAGACAAAGAGUUUAGAGACUGGGCGAAUCAGCACAAGAUGCUGGUUGAGCGGUAUGAUCCACUUGCUGAGGCAGGUAAACGUUUGUCGGUUUUGAGUCAGACGCCGAAGAACAGGUACAGUGACUAUUUUCGGGGAUCGUGA